Molecule: messenger RNA, 2294 nt
Organism: Nicotiana tabacum (common tobacco)
Lineage: Eukaryota; Viridiplantae; Streptophyta; Magnoliopsida; Solanales; Solanaceae
Biological process (GO): protein monoubiquitination; protein polyubiquitination
Molecular function (GO): ubiquitin protein ligase activity
Source: RefSeq, a predicted model, not a curated record
AUAUUUUAAAAGCCCGUUUGGUUUGGCUUAUUUCAAGUUAAGUUAAAAUAGCUUUUAAGUUACUUUAUUGUAUUUAAAUAAAGUAAAAAAGUGUUUAAACACUUGUUUUUAAACUAAAAUGUCAAAAUCAAACAUCAAAAGUUAAAAUUCAUAACUUACCAUUUUGACUUAAAAAUUAGUUACAUCAAGCCCUUCAGAACGGGCUCUAAUAUAGAGUUAAACUCUAUGUAAAAAAGGAGAGCGAGAGAAUAUAGUCCAAUAUUAAGAGUGACCUUAUUUUUACUAAAGUAAAACACAUGACUGAAAUUGAAAGAUACAAAUGAUGAUGGAAUUGUAAUUCUUGAAUCUAAUUCAACAUGCCAUUUAGACACUCCAACAAAGCUAUUAGUGUUUUAUCAAAAUCAUGACCGAGUCAAUUCUAGGUUUUUUUCCCUUAACGUGAAGAAUUGGAGAGUUUUAAUUUUAUUUUGACUUGGACGAGCUUUCCAAAUAAGGAAACAAGAACCGGGCCGGUGAUAUAACCGCCAAAGAAAUCCAGUAAAAUCUGCCGGAUUUAACAAUUGACCCGAUUUGAAAUCGUCUCUUCCCCUAUGGACUCGAGAUUUAAGCGAAUUGUCAAUGCUGUAGUCGGGAAAUCAUGUCCAAUAUGCCUGAGCCGGUUACACCAUCGGAAAGCAGCGGUUAUUAUCCCAUGUAUGCACGCCUACUGCAUCGACUGCAUCCGCAGAUGGAGCCAUAUGAAGCGAAAAUGCCCUCUCUGCAACUCCGACUUUGAUUCAUGGUUCUCUAGAAUCAGUUUCUCCUCCGGGACCUUUAAGAAAGAGAAAUUAUCAGCUCGUAACGAGACUAAGAAAUUACACUUAGGGUUUGCCUCAUCUAGGCCGAAAGAUCGAUUGGUGGACCAAAGGAGAAGGAGAGACGAGCUGAAUGCUUUUGGCUCCAGAACGAGGCCGUUCCCAAGGCGGCGAUCCUUUGAUCAGAUUGGAGCUUCAAAUUCAGAUGAUAUUAACAGGAGAAUAAUUCACUGGCGUGCCAGUAUAUAUGAAGAGAGAUUGCAGGCUGUUCGGUUUUCAUCCAAAUAUUGUCUUGUGCAGCGCAUGGAUAAUAGGAGUGCCAAAGAAAAGAUGUUACAGAGAAUAGAACCUUGGAUAGGAAGGGAGCUGCAGGCUAUACUGGGGGAUCCAGAUCCGUCCAUUAUCGUCCAUGUUGUUACCUCACUUUUUAUCUCCGAAAAUACACAUUCAACACAACAGUAUGCCGGAGAUGAUUUUCUUGCGCCGUUGCGACCCUUCUUGCAUGAACAUGCUGAAAUGUUUUGGCAUGAACUGAGGUGCUUUGCAGAAAGCCCUUUGUCUAUGCAAACAUAUGAUAUUGUGGUGGAGUACAAGCCCUUGGACUAAUUCAGUAGUACCAGUCAUUGAUACAUUGGCUGCAAUCCUAGAGUAACAAUGGAUUGAGAUGGAUAAAGGUUGAGAUGCAGCACAGUCAUCUGACAAUGGCUAUAAUGAUGUUGUUGGAAUCUGAAUUCUUGUGGCGAAUGGAAGAGCAAGCCAUCAAUUUUUCUUCCUCAAGAACCAGCUAGAUUUGUUGAAGAGAGCCCAUUAUGCGCUGUUCCUUGGUGGAUAAGCAUGGAAUCUUGCAGCCUUGGCUUUGUGUAGGCAGGGAUAGCAUUUCUGUUCUGCAUAUUCAUGUGAUUUGUGAAGUCAAAGACAUGAAGAAAAACAUCACACCUGUGUGAUUAGCAAUCCUGCCCAUUAAUAUGAGAGGCUGGAGAAAUUUGAAAUGCCAAAAUUAGAUUUCUGCAGUGUUUGAUCCAAGUGUCAUUGGUGUUCAUCUCUUUGGAGCUUAUAAGGCUUUCGUCUGUUGCUGUUACAUGGGGCUCAGUCUGAAGAGAUAUUGGCAAUAUUUUGAUCGUGCCCCCAAAUGAGUAGUCUUCAAUGUCUUAUUUGUUUAACUGCCACAAGGCUAUUGCGUUCUGCAUCUGCCUUUGGUGCACACUCAAGUUUCAGAAGUAAGGGUAGGCAGUGUGGAGCUAGUAUUCCCAGAUUUUCCAUCAUUCGUAAGUUCUCAUUUGAAAGAGAAAAGACCUUCUGUGGUAGUUCACCGUGGCCGAUAAAAGGUGGCUUUUCAAACAGAAAUUGUAGAGGGUGGGACUCUUUUGUGAAAUGCUCAUUGUUGGAGAGGUGUUAACGGGAGAUAAAGUAAAUACAAUCUCAAAUAAAACAAAUUUUAAACUUGUUGCAAAAUUGAUACUGAUAAUUUUGUGUAAUUAAUACAUUGUUUAGUUUUCUAUA